Molecule: messenger RNA, 5649 nt
Organism: Acanthopagrus latus (yellowfin seabream)
Lineage: Eukaryota; Metazoa; Chordata; Actinopteri; Spariformes; Sparidae
Product: matrix metalloproteinase-17-like
Exons: 10
Coding region: 1721-3538 (605 amino acids)
Biological process (GO): proteolysis; collagen catabolic process; extracellular matrix organization
Cellular component (GO): extracellular matrix
Molecular function (GO): metalloendopeptidase activity; zinc ion binding
Source: RefSeq, a predicted model, not a curated record
ACCGUCAUUAUCUACUCUGACCUCAUACAAUCCCCCCAUUACCAUAGCUAAAAUUGCAUAUUCUGAAGACCAUUUAAACAGAUGUUUUUUUCAUCUGAGCCCUUUUGCCCCCAGAAGUAGUGCACUUUCCAUUACAUUACUAUAAUUUAAAUACCCACAUGACACAGUAGGAACUUGUCAGUGCAGUUUAAGAUUCAGAUUUGAGAAUUACAAAGCUUCUUUUUGUCUUAUUUGCGCAUAUUUAGCAUCAACAAAAUGCGAAUCAAAUGUUUUGGGUAAAAAUGUAAGCAAAUCAUGUAUCCUAUCUUAUUACCUACUCUACAGUCUAUAACUCCGUGUUUUACUACUUGGCCAAUAGCUCACGUCUCUCCUCUAUCUGCAACCACAGUAAAAGGAAAAAGAAAUGUUCUAUUAUCGCUGCCCACUUUAUGGAGGAUGGAGAGCUGGUCCUUCAUAUCAGCUUGCUCGUAGAACUAUUGAACUACCCUUUCACAAGGUUGUCAAUAUGGCCAGGGUGUUUUUAGUACCUUUUCUGUGGCGGCGGCCAUGUUGGCGUUGGUGACGCGUGUUGAGCGAGACCGUGUAGUUCACAAAACUAGAUGAUAUUUUACAUAAACUACGACGAACUGUGACCUUCUUGACUUGAAAAAUGAUGUUUAAAAGUGACAAACAUAUUCUAUGUAGUUCAUGCGCAGCUCAAGCCUGAUGAAGAAAAACGACAUGUCUCUCUCCAUUCACUGCCAUAAGUUUUUCAAUAAAUGGGGUCCCAUGGGGUCCAUCGGAAGGGGCGUGGCUUUGGCUCCCUAUUGAGAAAAAAACAAUAAGCACAGCUGAGCGACAUCAGUCAUUAGGACCAAGAGCCCAAACAGGAGUCAUAAAAACGUCCCUCUUGUUUAAAGACAUAUGUGCUGUGCUAUACGUUCCUAUAACUCCGGUUUUGUGUGAGGCUAAAUGUUGGAAUAAAGUCAAAAUAAAACUCAGGCUACUGGCUCAAAACUGGAUUCCCUCCAGGACACGUCAAAGCCACUUAACAGUGACACGUUCCUCAUAAAACACUGACAAAUUGCGUUUUGUGACUUUGGUCUCAACCCUGGAGACUCUCAAAUUACGCACGACGCGCGUCAUGAAUUCAGCAGUGUCCAAGUGGGCUAAAAAGCCGCUCAUCACCCCUCCUCAUCGCUCCUCUCCUCUCCCCCUCCUUCUCUUCUCUCUCUCCUUCUCCCCCUCCAUGAAUCCUUCGGGCCAAAUACUCUGCUCACUCUCGCGGCGUGUGCGUCAGCGAGCGGUCUCCUCCGCCGCUGCUCGACAAAAACCACACGCAGCUGCUUUCAUUCUCCAGUGCUCGCCGCGGCACGAUCAGGAGGGGAGCUCUCUUCUUCGUCCUCUUCUUCUUUUUCUUCUUCGCGGCAGGGAUGGCACCUCUGAUGUUUCUGACAUAGGACAAGAAAUCACACGUUUUCCCUUCUCAUUGUGACCGCGCAGCUGACUGAAGUGCCAUUUUUUUUGUUUGUUCUUUUUUUUUUUUUUCCGGAGGAACAAACUUCCGAAACGUCCUCACUGGCCGCUAGGUUUCAUGUGUUUUAUGUGUUUGCGCUCAACAGUGAGGUAGACUUAUGCGGGCGGAUUUUACGCGAGGGUCGGCGCGCGGUUGAUCCCGUGGAUGCGGCUGUCGGGGUCGGUGUCUGAGCCCUGCAGGAGCAGCCUGUCAUAGGGCAUCACGAUGUCUCUGGCUGUUCUCAAGUGCAUGAGGAAUAUUUCUCCGGAGAUGCUGCCGCCGCCGCCGCCGCUGCUGCUGCUGCCGCUGCUGGUGCCCAUUCUGUGGUUUUUACCUCUGACCGGAGCGGCUCCUUCUUCGACCACCGAGCAGCUGGACACCGGGGUGGACUGGCUGAGUAAGUUUGGCUACCUCCCACCCCCUGACCCAGUGACCGGGCAGCUUCAGACCAAGGAGGCCCUGACCAAGGCCAUCAAAGCCAUGCAGAAGUUCGGAGGGCUGAAGGAGACCGGAGUGUUUGACCAAGCCACGUUGGGCUUAAUGAAAACACCCAGAUGUUCCCUGCCAGAUGUUUCUGACGGAGAGGUGACAAUGGGCCGCAGGAAACGAGGCCUGACUCCCCAGAACAAAUGGAAUAAGAGGCAUCUAUCCUGGAGAGUGAGGACGUUCCCUAAGGAUUCGGCCUUACUGGGCAGGGACACUGUUCGCGCCCUGAUGUACUACGCCUUGAAAGUCUGGAGUGACAUCGCACCACUUAACUUCCACGAGGUGGCAGGAAGUGAUGCGGAUAUUCAAAUCGACUUCACUAAGGCCGACCACAAUGACGGGUAUCCCUUUGAUGGGCCGGGCGGCACCGUGGCGCACGCGUUUUUCCCCGGCGAGAGGUUCACGGCUGGGGAUACGCACUUUGAUGAUGACGAGGCCUGGACCUUCAGAUCACCAGACUCUCACGGAAUGGAUCUGUUUGCAGUCGCAGUCCAUGAGUUCGGUCACGCCAUCGGCCUGGUCCACACCUCAGCCAUGGAGUCCAUCAUGAGGCCGUACUACCAGGGUCCUGUAGGAGACCCGCUGAAAUACGACCUGCCCUACGAAGACAAGGUCCGCGUCUGGCAGCUUUACGGUGUCAGAGACUCAGUGUCCCACACAAACCGACCAGGCAGCCCCUCCCAGACGGCUGAACCUCCCGUCCUGCUCGACCUGCCUGAAAACAGAUCCACUCUCCUGCUGGCGCGAGAUGCCCCCGACAGAUGCAGCGGCCACUUUGAUGCCGUGGCCCAGAUACGAGGGGAGGCCUUCUUUUUCAAAGGAAAGUACUUCUGGCGACUAACGAGAGAGAAGCAUCUGGUGUCUCUGCGCCCGGCUCAGAUCCAUCGCUUCUGGAGGGGCCUCCCAACCAACCUGGACAGCGUGGAUGCUGUGUACGAGAGGCCAGGGGACCACAAGAUCGUCUUUUUCAAAGGUCUAAAGUACUGGGUAUUUAAAGACAACAUCGUGGAGGAGGGAUAUCCUCGUCCGAUCACUGACUUUGGUCUACCCUCGGAGGGAGUGGAUGCGGCUUUCGUUUGGCUACACAACGACAAAACCUACUUCUUCAAGGACAACCACUACUGGCGCUAUGACGACCACCUGAGACGUAUGGACCUGGGCUACCCUAAAGACAGCAUGCUUUGGAAAGGGCUGCCAUCACAACUGGAUGAUGCCAUGAGGUGGUCUGAUGGCUCGUCCUAUUUCUUCAAGGGGAAGGAGUACUGGCGAGUGCCUGGCAGCGACAUGGAGGUGGAGGCCAGUUUCCCCCGCCUCAUCGCAAAAGACUGGCUCCUGUGCACCGAGAUGCAGUCGGACUCUCCGGACACGGAACCCAAAAGCACGGAGACGGGAGGCAACGUGCACCAUCACUCAGACCACGCAGAGAACGGCUUUGAGGUGUGCUCCUGCACCUCGGACACGGCCUCGCCUUUAGGUGCCCGCCCCUCCCCAUCUCCCAUGUGGCUGCUCCCACCUCUCUGGACGCUCUCGCUGGCGUUCCGCUCUGAACCGCUAUGAUGCCAAAGCAGGGGACAGAGUUCCUGAGCUGACUGGUGGAGGGCCAGUGGACACUCAGCGGAGGAACUGGAACAUUUUGUUCUCACUAUAUCAUUUGGUAACCUUUUGCGCUAAUUUUGCUGUAAUUUAUUUCAUAUGUCAUGGUGGGCACUGCCAACGAAAGUACUCAUCCUUAUAGGCAUCAACCCAUUCACAAUGCUUUACAAAGUUUUUCAUUCAAUGGUCAAACUGCCUCAUCUCUGCAAGGAAAGGUUGAAUAGAAAGACAAGCAUCAACAGUGAGCAUUAUUAUACUUCAUGUGCAGCAGGUUUACAGCAGCAAUGCCUCACACAUAGACAAAGAAGGGAAGUGGGCAGGUGCAACGGUAGACUGCAUGCCAACACACACAAUGUUGCCUGUUUAAAUAAAUAACAAUAAAUGCUUUACGAGAGGGUCAGUUCAACAAAUGAGGUCAAAGGGAGGUAAGAUCAUUUCUUAGAUAGGUAACUGAUUUUUAAGUCUCAUUCCCAGGUCGUUAAAUACAGACAUUUUGGGUUAAAAUUUUGGGCGAAAUAAUGACAAAGUGUCGGGACUUGACAACCUAAGAAUGAGACUUACUUCUAUUCUCCAGAAUCACCUUUCAUACUUUCAAAAGUAGUUCAAAGGGGCUGAAAAAAACAUAAUUUUAUAUUUACCUUCUGUGCUAUCAAGCCACGUAGAUGGUCCGAUUGUUGUGUCAUAGUUUCUGCUUCCAUCCCAGCACAAUGGAGGUGAAAUUAAGGUAACCAUUACAUUUACAGUGUUAACUGUAAACUAAAUAUAUGGUAAAUAAUAGCAUUGAUUACAGAGAGACCACAGCUGAAAUACUAAGAACAACCUCCAGCUAUUUCCCUUCAGUUCAACAAGUACCUUGUUGUAGUAACCAGUUUAGGCUGGGACUCAGAUAUAAUUGUGUACUUCCUUGGAUUACCUCCUUGAUGCGUAUCAAUUCAAGUUACAGUUGUGGUUCUAAGUUUUAUGUUGGUAACAGCCUACUUGCCAAUAAAUGUUGUUCUUUUAUUCAUGGCUACACCCACUCAUAAAGAGAUUUACCCUUGAAUCUAUGGAAUUGUACAAAUAUUGGAUAUGUGCUUGGAGAUGUUUUUAAAGUUUAUUUAGAAAGUCAGCUGAAACUGAGUUGUAGCUAGUUCACCAAAAGGAUUUUUCGGAAAAUUACAUUUGGGAAAUUCAACAGUAGCAUGCCUUAGGGUCAAGGCAAUGGCAGUGUUACAUUUUGGGGUUUAUUUCCUCUGUUAAAAAUAGUUCCAGAGGGGAAAAAAUUGUUCAUCAAGAAGGUCCAGAGUAAACGGCACACUUUUUCUGCGAAGACACAGAGCUGUUGAGUUUUAGGGUAACUUUUCAGUGGUGUGUGCACCAUUAACACUUUACAUUCACCUCCAUUGAAUUGGAUGUCUCAGAAAAUGGGGCAAAUAAUAAAUAGACUAUUCGCAUGGCAGGAUUGCACCAGAGGGGAUUGAGGAUAUACAGUAUAUAUAACACACACAAGUUUGGGUGUGAACUAGCCUCACUGAAGUGCCCCUGAUAAGCAUGAAUGUUUUGUAUCCUGCUCUCGUGGGCAGAAUGCAAACUUCUGCUGUGGGAGUUCUAGAUGGAUGGAUGAGUAGGUCGAUCGACUCUGUCAGCACCAGUUUUCUUGCCUAGAUCUCUCCAACUGCAGUCUGAAGUGAGGAACUGCUGCUCAUGUACUCAUUUCCUCCACAGGCUCAUAACUUUCUCCUCUGGUUUGGAAGCAUUCCCUGCUCUUGGUUUUAGUUGUAUCUUUUUAUAUCCGAUUCUGAGAAAAGUGAUAUUCCUGUUUAUUUGACAUUGUUUUGAUCAGGUCAUAGAGUUUAUAGAGCCUUUUUGUGACUGUUGGAUACAUUUCCUUAAUCACCCGCCUCGGCUCCUCAAGACAAGAGUCACAACUUGGCGCCUGGAUUUAUUCUUGCUGUAAAGAUAUAUUUACCUAUAGACUGAUAUAUUUGAGUUGAACGGUUCUGCAGUUAUUGCACAACCUGGUGGACUGUGUAUAUUUCGAGGCGUGUUUUCUAAUGUAAAAUAUUUUUGUAGAAAAAUAAAAACAAUCUGAAUGA